UACGAUUUAGUUUUGUUUAUGCCCCGCUAGCGGUCACUUCUCUUCGGCUCGAUCUCGCUAGUGUUCAACUAAUUUAGUUAGUAUAGUAUAAAAAUAGAAAAGUUUCCCAAACACAUUGCGUAUAUAUUUUCCGACACGGCGUGUGUCGGAAUUAGUUGGGAUUUAGAUUGUAUUAUUCACCGCGGACAGAUCGCCAACUAAAAUGACAUCGAAUUCUGAGGGUCGAGGCAACCCCAACGAGCCACAUGAACAGGAGCCCAUGGACGUGCGCAUCGACAUGCCGUGGGGGUAUGUGGUGGGCAGGUGGUACGGCAAUCGGCAGGUACGACCCAUCCUGGCGCUGCACGGCUGGCUGGACAACCUGGGCACGUGGGACAAAUUGCUGCCCCUGCUGCCAAAGCACCUGGGAGUGCUGUGCAUCGACCUGCCCGGCCACGGAUACUCCUCGAAGCUGCCCGAGGGGAUCGCCUACCACUUCGUGGACUACCUGUGCGUGAUCCUGCGCGUAAUGGAGGAGUACGGCUGGCAGAAGGUGUCCCUGAUGGCCCACUCGAUGAGCGCCAUGCUGUGCUUCGUAUUCGCCUCGCUGUACCCACAUCGCACCGACAUGCUGGUCAGCAUAGACAUAGUGAAGACCCGCUAUAGGAAGCCCGCCUCGCAGAUCGACUACCUGCGCACCAACAUCGAGGGCUACAUGGUGGAGGACGAGCGAUUCGCUAAUGCCAAGCGCCAGGAGCCGCCGGCCUACACCUACACAGAGCUGGAGCAGGUCCUGCACAAGGGCUCCGAAUACUCGGUGGAGCUGCAGAACUGCCGCCACAUCCUGGAGCGCAACAUCAGCCGUUCCACCAAGUUCCCGGCCAAGUUCUUCUUCUCGCGCGACGGCCGCUGCAAGUACUACACGGAGUUCCACACGAGUCCACCUUUCGCGGCUGAGCUGGCCAGGACCAUCAAGAAUGUGCCCUACUGCGUCAUCAAGGGCUCCGAGUCGAACUUCAUAGAUGAGCAGAGCGACGAGGUGAUUGCCAUUCUCAGGGAGAACAACCCGCACUUCGAGCUCCACGAAGUGCAGGGCACCCACCACGUUCACCUCAACAAUGCACAGGGAGUGGCGGCCGUCAUCAAUCCCUUCAUCCUGCACCACCGCCCACCGCAACUGGAGAACUGGACGGUGGACGCGGCGGAUGAGGCGCUGCCCGAGGUCGUCAAGGAAUUCAAGUUGGCCGUGGAGGACUCAGAGAAUGUCAAGCGGAGGAAGAGAAAAAGCAACCUAUAGCUGCUGCCAGCAUCUUUGAGAUUCAGUCAGCGGCGCGAAGCGAAAAUUUCCGAUGCGAAACAAGAUAUUGAUUUCAUUAUGCCCAUGUGAUGCUUUCUUCAAGCCUGAAGAGUAAUAAUUUAGACAAUUUUAUACGAUGUUCAAGAUCCCAACAAGUUGGAUUAUUGCCAAAUGAAACUUUGCUUGUACUUGCCUAAGCAAUAAAAAAUAUUUGAUUUAAUUAAAAACAACUCUCGAGCUAGCUAGUAACUGAUACUUUGGAUGUUGUUUAAAU
Drosophila simulans is the source of this 1550-nucleotide messenger RNA. RefSeq names its product probable serine hydrolase. Lineage: Eukaryota; Metazoa; Arthropoda; Insecta; Diptera; Drosophilidae. The record is from RefSeq and is a predicted model, not a curated record. Bases 203 to 1276 code for a protein of 357 amino acids. The transcript has 2 exons.